Molecule: messenger RNA, 4138 nt
Organism: Oreochromis aureus
Lineage: Eukaryota; Metazoa; Chordata; Actinopteri; Cichliformes; Cichlidae
Exons: 5
Coding region: 1934-3319 (461 amino acids)
Source: RefSeq, a predicted model, not a curated record
AAAUGGCUAAAUGACCUCCUCAACAUGUCUUGUAGUUCUCCAGAGGCCUGGUAAUGAACUAAUCAUUUGAUUCAGGUGUGUUGACCCAGGGUGAGAUCUAAAGCCUGCAGGACACUGACCCUCGAGGCCUGAAGUUGCCCACCCCUGAGUUAGAGGAUCACCAAAGCGUAUAUAGUAUGUCCAGCUUUUUUUUUUUUGCUUUUUUUUUUCCAUAAAGGGUUAAGGGUUUUUGCUAACUUGUGUGAUCAUCUGUGAUUUCACAUACCUCAGUAUGGAUCAUAUAGCACAUAAUGAAGGUUUUAACCACCAGGUAUUCUCUGGGAAUCCAACCUUCUUGUCAUUGUAUCUAUUAUUUAAAUAUUUUUGUACUUUUGCCCAGCCACCAAGAAUCAUGAAAGGCUAGUGAAUUUCUUGACUCUUACAGCUGGUUAUGUUUUAAGUCAAACUGCUGUGCCAAUACAGUACUUUGCUCUGAUGAAAUUCUUCAUAUUUUUAUUAUUAAGUUUGACUUUUCAAUGAAUUUGUUUGUUGUUGUUGUUGUUGUUUUAGUUCCAAGUUAUAAUGGCAAUGAUUGUUACUGUCCUUUUGAAGUCUGGAGCCUGGAUGAUGCCCACAGUUUAAAGGUCAUGGUCUGAAUGUUACCUGUGAAAUGUAACAGUUCAAUUAUAUUAUGACAUCAUAAAUGUUUUUGUUUCACUUCCAAAGCUACAGCUUGCUAGCAUGAGAUUGCCUUCAGAUUUGCCUUAAUUCUUUUGUGGUAUUGAUUACAGUUAACCCAACACCAAAUAACCACAAAGAACCCGUUUGAGAGGAUUUGAGGUACAUGAAGUGUGUUAUUCUAUCUAAAGCAACCAUCAGAAGGUGAUUGUGAUCAUAAAGCGAUCGACAUGGUGAGGAACAAUGAUCAGGCAGGCUGUGGUGUUUGAACAGUUCGCAGUUUGUAGUAAGUGGCUCCAAGUGUGCCAGGAAAGUGUUCUUCACGCCAUUACACUGCCACCACCAGCCUGAAGAGUUGUAAUACUCAUUUCUGACCCUACUAUCCGAAUGUCACAGUAAAAAUUGAAACUCUCCAAACCGGCAAUGUUUUUUCCAAUUUUCUUGUCUAAUUUUGAUGAGCCUGUGCUAAUUUUAGCCUCAGUUUCCUAUUCUUAGCUGAAAGGAGUGGCACCCAUGAUCUUCUGCUGCUGAAGUCCAUCUGCUUCAAGGUUUGAUUAAAUAAGUAAUAAGUCAUUUGAGAGACAGUAUGUUGACAGUACUUCUUUUAAUUUAACAACUCUACCGGCACUGGCCUCAUAGCUUCUGCUUGUAUUGGGCGACCGUGGCUCAAGGGGGUGGGAAGCGGAUCUGUAACCGGAAGUUCGCCGGUUCAAUCCCUGGGCUCUCUGUCCUGGUCGUUAUGUCCUUGGGCAAGACACUUUACCCUCCCGCCUACUGGUCGCCAGAGGGGCCGAUGGCGCGAUAUGGCAGCCUCGCUUCUGUCAGUCUGCCCCAGGGCAGCCACCCCUGUGGCUACAACUGCAGCUUGUCUCCAACAGUGUAUGUGAAUGACGUGAGAGUGAAUGAAUAAUGGCAUUGUAAAGCGCUUUGGGUGCCUUGAAAAGCGCUAUAUACAGUAAAUCCAAUCCAUUAUCGCACCAUAAUGGCUUCUCAGUGGACUAAAGUGCCAUCUAACCUGUCUUUCCAGGAAUAAAAAAAACAGAUGCACAACUCAAAUAACCGCACUGGUUGCUUUCACUAUCAUCCAUAUGUUGCACCUGAGUGGUAAAGCUUGCAAUACGAUCUGAUCCUUGUAUUGUGCAACCCAAAACAAACCAAAUUUUUGGAUUUAUUUACGAUGUUUUUGGCUUCUUUGCCAACAAUAUAGAUUCUUUUUUUUAACAAUUGUUAUUAAAAUUUUUGCUUGUUUUCAAGGCAUUUUACUCGGAAUUUUCAGAUGUUCAGAUGUCCGUUGAGAAUUGGUUUCAUCUACACUGGCUGGAUGGAGCUGUUAAAACAUUUAAAAAAGACGUAUGUUCUCCUCUUCAUCACUGCUCUCUUCCUCUGUUUGGUCUUGACUUUGAAAAUGCCCAGCACAUACAAAUCAAACCCAAAACCAUCUGGGCCGCCAAGUGCUUGCUCCAUGAGGAUAUCCGAGCAGACCAUCACGCCGCUUAACAAUACCAAGCACUUACUGGUGUCAGCCUACAUGGACCAAAGAGUGAAGGAUUUUGAUAUACGCAUCAUUGGCAUAUUUAGGAGAGACUCCAUCCAACCCCUUCACUGCUUUUUCUGCUGUGCUGGUUAUUUAAGUGAAACCACUCCAGCAACAAUUUUACAGCAUCCGGAUAACUUUGGUUUUCCCUUUGUCACUACGGAUGUCAUGUGUCAGAUUCCUCAGAACUGCAGUGCGACACAUGUCACUCUCUUGACUACACCAGACAAACAGAGUCCAUCUAAUCAUCCAUGGCUCCCAAUAAGAAACAAAGACACAGUUGGACAGAAGGAAGAAAACAUGCAGUUUGACUUUACAAUCUGCAUCUCUAACCUCUUUGGUGACUACAACAAUGUGCUUCAGUUUGCACAGACUCUGGAGAUGUACAAGUUGCUGGGUGUGAACAGAGUGGUGAUCUAUAACACCAGCUGUGGUCCAGAGCUCGAUCGCCUGUUGCAGAGUUACAGCGAUGAGGGCUUUGUGGAAAUGGUUCCUUGGCCCAUUGACAAGCAUCUGAAUCCAUCUCGUGGCUGGCUUCACUCAGAGCACGGAGGAGACGUGCACUACUUUGGCCAGCUGACCACACUUAAUGAGUGCAUUUACAGGUCAAUGGAGCGUUCUCGCUAUGUCCUGUUGAAUGACAUUGAUGAGAUUCUAAUGCCAUACCAGCACAAGGACCUGAUGUCUUUGAUGAACACGCUCCGAAAUCAGCAUCCAAAUACAGGAGUAUUUCUCAUUGAGAACCACACCUAUCCCAAGAAGCUUUUUAAUCAAAGUAAAUCGGGGCCCCUGCCUCAAUGGAACGGGGUGCCAGGCUUUGAUAUUAUGGUGCACAUCUACAGAGAGGAGCCUAACAGAAAUAUUUACCAUCCACACAAGUUAAUAGUUCAGCCAAGAGCAGUGCAGCAGACCUCAGUGCAUGAUGUGCUUAAGAUGUCUGGAGCAAAGUUCAAGGUUCCACCAGACGUAUGUCGGAUCAUUCACUCGCCAAUCAGUACUCCGACCAAUCCACCACUUGAUCAGCUUCAUGUGGACACCCGACUGUGGGACUUUAAAGACAAACUGCUCCCCAAUGUGAUCAAGGUGCUGCAGAGAGCAGAACUGCUGAGAUCAGAGACGCAAAACUGAUAGAUGACGGACACAAAUAUUGAAGUUUUAGGAGAAAAAAGCUGGUCAACAAAAUAGUCAUUAUUUGAAUUCCCAAAGCAGUGAGACCUACUGCUGUAGAUGAAACAUGAGAAAGGCCAGGUGCACCACCUUUGAACAUGAACACUUUAAAUAAUUUACAUAAGUCGUGAUAGAGGAGGCCCUGGGGAGCCAUAGGAAGCUACCUUCCUGAAAGACAGGUCACAGACAUGCUUGGAUUGUUUAAUUAAGAACUUCUGUUGUCAAACUCAUGGUAAACUUCCUCGUUAUACUAGUCGCAGAUUGGUUUCUUAUGACAUUCUUUUCAUUCUUAUACCACGGUUCUUUCCUUCAUGUACUGUAGUGACAUGUUACAGGAAUGCUUUUACAUAUUGUGAGCUAAUCUUAUUAGCGUUCUUGCAGAGAGUUACAUGAGAAGAUUAACCCUAGUCUUAAACAUGGUGAUAUAUAUAAAACUCAGCUUAGUAUGAAAACUGUGAACUUGUGAAAUUAAACACUGGUCUUUUUACUGUGUCAGGAAAAAGGCAUGUUAUUUUACUACUGUUUAGACUCUAUGACCAAACAAAGCAACACUCCCCAUCAGGUCUACACUGAUUGCAGACUGGAGGUAAUUGUGAUGCAUUGUUUUUGUGUGUCCAGAUUAGGCAAGCAGAAGGUGUGUCACUGCUUUCACAGAUCAGGAUAAAUAAGAUUUUGUCGUCACAAUGCAACAAGUUGACUAACAUUCUGUAAUUGUUUCCUUUUUAGUCGGCAAAGAGUGAUAGUGGGAAUCUCAAAAAUAAAGCAAAAACAUCAUGUGAA